Molecule: messenger RNA, 817 nt
Organism: Periconia digitata
Lineage: Eukaryota; Fungi; Ascomycota; Dothideomycetes; Pleosporales; Periconiaceae
Source: the annotation of a GenBank genome assembly
UAUUUCAAGCAACGCGAUAUUGAUGUUUUGUUUUAUUUAUUUAUUUAUUUUCUUGGCUUGGUAAUGUUUGCUGAUUUGCGCGAGAAUCAUGUUAGAUGCUGUCGGCGAAGCAGGCGUGGUCCGCUUCGGAAUUCGCAGAGAAACCGGGAUAAGCAAGGAAGCAAGCAACUAAGUCAACAUCGGCAUUACAUGCUCUUGCGUUUGGCGCACCACGAACUCCGGUAUAUUCAGUCUACCGUUCGUGACAACGGCAGACGGGGUAAGCGCCACAGGCAUCCACCGGCCAUCACACCGACAGCUGCGGGGGGGUUUGUUUGUGCUGACAAGUUGUAUGUACGGUGUUUAGCUUGCGUUGGGGGAAACGGAUGACUCCUUCGUCUUCUCCCCUGAUUCAGAUUCGCAUGGCGAGACGCAAACUCAUUAUGACUCUUUUUCUUUUUCCUUCUUCUUCUUGCAUGGUCGGCUGGAACGGUGAUUCACAGCCGUGUAAGCGAUGCGAUUAUUCUUUCGUACAGGGACCCUGCAUAUGACUCUGAGUCUAUCUAUGAUCGGUUGGAGGAAGGGGGCAGGGCUUGGGAUCGCUACUUUUCUUUUGACCGCUGGACGAGUAGAGAGUACAUAUCGCCGAACGCGCAUUCGGGGAAAAGACCGAGCAAGCAUAACCUAUGUUUGCUGCAGUGUAUGGAUAUCUCCGCGAUCAGCUUGAUCUGCGACAAGAACCUGAUCAAUUGCUUCGCUAAACCAACUCGGCGUUUUUUUUUUCAUCUUUUCUCCUAUGAUAUCUCCUGCGUGAACUCCGAACAUGCCUUGCUCAUAU